UAACACAGGACACACACAUCCUCCAUGAGGGACCGUCUCCUGCAAGAAUAACACAUUUUACCAACCGAGGAGUAAUCGGGAGCACCAGCCAGACGUUUGGAGGUCGGUGAAAAUCCCCCUGAGAUGUAGCCAGAAGCGCGGCUGUGGGUCGGUGUAUUCGCUCGGUCUCUGCAUGGCUCUUCCCGGGGAUGCCAUGAAAAUCAGAACAGCCGACUGAGAGCCCGCUGCUCCUCGCUAUCUCAGACACGGUGGCGGCGGCGGAGGUAGAGAGCGAUGGAUCCCGGUGGAAAGAUCCACGUUAGGUAGCGUUUACGAAGAGAACCGAGGAGAGGAGAGCGUCUCCGUUUUGCAGUUUAGUCGCCGCCGGAGCCGUCUCAAGGAUGGAUUUCACCCAGCUCCGGAACAUCAUCAGCAGAUACUGUGUGGGGGAGGAGAUCUGGGUGGACAGUCGGACGGUGUACAUCGGCCAUAAAGAGCCUCCUCCGGGAGCUGAGGCCUACAUCCCUCAGCGUUACCCCGACAACCGCAUCGUCUCCUCCAAGUACACCUUCUGGAACUUCAUUCCCAAGAAUUUGUUUGAGCAGUUCAGAAGAAUUGCUAACUUCUACUUCUUGGUUAUAUUUCUGGUCCAGCUCAUCAUCGACACCCCCACCAGCCCAGUCACCAGCGGCCUGCCCCUCUUCUUUGUUAUCACCGUCACCGCAAUAAAACAGGGCUACGAGGACUGGCUCCGACACAAGGCUGACUGCUCUAUAAACAAGUGUCCGGUGGACGUGGUGCAGCAGGGGAAGGUGGUGAGGACACAAAGUCACAAGCUACGGGUGGGGGACAUCGUGGUGGUGAGGGAGGACGAGACUUUCCCCUGCGACCUCAUCCUGCUCUCUUCCAGCCGCUAUGACGGGACCUGCUACGUCACCACCGCCAGCCUGGACGGGGAAUCCAGUCACAAGACCUAUUAUGCUGUACAAGAUACCCUGGCCUUUAGAACGGAGCAGGAGGUGGACACGCUACACGCCACCAUUGAAUGUGAACAACCACAGCCUGACCUCUACAAAUUUGUGGGACGCAUUAACAUCUACAAGGACAAAGAAGAGCCUGUGGCUCGACCACUUGGGGCUGAGAAUCUGCUCCUUAGAGGAGCCACACUGAAGAACACACAACAUAUUUAUGCUGUUGCAGUCUACACUGGUAUGGAGACUAAGAUGGCGCUUAAUUACCAGUCUAAAUCUCAGAAGCGCUCCGCAGUAGAAAAGUCGAUGAAUGCAUUCCUCAUAGUGUACCUGUUCAUCUUGAUCAGUAAAGCGGUGAUCAACACUGUUCUGAAAUACGCCUUUCAGUGGUCUCCAGACAGAGACGAGCCCUGGUACAACCACAGGACGGAGAUUGAGCGCCAGCGCCAUGUGGUGAUCCGAGCAUUCACAGACUUCCUGGCCUUCAUGGUGUUAUUUAACUACAUCAUCCCAGUGUCUAUGUACGUGACGGUGGAGAUGCAGAAAUUCCUGGGUUCCUACUUCAUUACGUGGGAUGAGGAAAUGUUUGACGAAGAGCUGGGAGAGGGGGCUCAGGUCAACACCUCGGACCUGAACGAGGAGCUGGGACAGGUGGAGUAUGUGUUCACAGAUAAGACAGGCACUCUCACGGAGAACAACAUGGAGUUUAUUGAAUGCUGCGUCGAUGGGAACGUCUACAUCCCACAUGCCAUCUGCAACGGCCAAAUCCUCAGCGCUGCCUCCAGUAUAGACAUGAUUGACUCCUCACCCGGAGGAUACAGGAGAGAACACGAGGAUCUGUUCUUCCGGGCGCUAUGUCUGUGUCACACGGUGCAGGUAAAGGAGGAGGAAACGGUGGAGAGCAUCAAGAGGGGCAUCCACCAGGGCCGGCCCACCUCCUUCUACAUCUCCUCCUCGCCAGAUGAGGUGGCGUUGGUGGAGGGAAUGAAAAGGCUGGGUUACACCUAUCUGAGACUGAAAGACAACUACAUGGAGAUCCUGAACAAAGACGAUGAGAUUGAAAGGUUCGAGCUGCUCCAUGUACUGAACUUUGACUCUGUCAGGAGGAGAAUGAGCGUCAUAGUCAAGUCCAGCUCAGGAGAAUACCUGCUGUUUUGUAAGGGGGCAGACUCGUCCAUUUUUCCCCGAGUCGUGUCUGGGAAGGUGGAGCAGGUGAAAGCCAGAGUGGAGCUGAAUGCUGUCGAGGGUCUGCGGACUCUGUGUGUCGCUUAUCGAAGGCUCUCGGAGUCCGACUACCAGGAGGCGUGUCUUCACCUGAACGAAGCCAAGCUGGCCCUGCAGGACAGGGAGCAGAGGCUGGCGCAGGCCUAUGACAUCAUCGAGAGGGACUUUGUGCUUCUGGGCGCUACGGCAGUGGAGGACAGGCUCCAGGAGAAAGCUGCGGAUACCAUCGAGUCGCUGCACAAGGCAGGGAUGAAGGUUUGGGUCCUGACAGGCGACAAGAUGGAGACGGCGGCGGCUACCUGCUACGCCAGCAAGCUGUUCCGCCGCACCACCCAGAUCUUGGAACUGACCAAGAAACGCACGGAGGAGCAGAGUCUGCACGACGUCCUAUUCGAGCUAAACAGGACUGUACUCAGGCAGCGCUCUAUUUCUGGGUUGUCAGUGGACUGCUUGGACUUCGGUCUGAUCAUCGACGGGGCCACGCUGUCUGCAGUCCUGAAGGCGAACCAGGAGGGGGCCGGAUGUGGAAACUACAGAGAGAUCUUUCUGGACAUCUGUCGCAACUGCAGCGCUGUGCUCUGCUGUCGCAUGGCGCCGCUGCAGAAAGCCCAGAUUGUGAAGCUAAUUAAAGCUUCCAAGGAGCAUCCCAUAACCCUUGCUGUCGGUGAUGGUGCCAACGAUGUCAGCAUGAUCCUGGAAGCACAUGUGGGCAUUGGCAUCAUGGGUAAAGAAGGCCGACAGGCGGCGAGGAACAGUGACUACGCCAUCCCAAAGUUCAAACACCUGAAGAAGAUGCUGCUCGUUCACGGCCACUUCUACUACAUCCGAAUUGCAGAACUCGUUCAGUACUUCUUCUACAAGAAUGUAUGCUUCAUCUUCCCUCAGUUCCUGUACCAGUUCUUCUGCGGGUUCUCCCAGCAGCCUCUGUACGACACGGCGUAUUUGACAUUGUACAACAUCAGCUUCACCUCACUCCCCAUCCUCCUCUACAGCCUGGUUGAGCAGCACGUCACCAUGGACACGCUCAAGAGGGACCCCUCCUUGUACAGGGACAUAGCGAAGAACUCGCUCCUCCGCUGGCCCGUCUUCCUCUACUGGACGUGCCUGGGUCUGUUUGACGCUGUUAUCUUUUUCUUUGGUGCCUACUUCCUGUUUGACAACACCACCUUUACCAGCAACGGCCAGCUUAUGACCACCAACACACAGAUGAUGUUUGGGAAUUGGACCUUCGGGACUCUGGUCUUUACUGUGCUGGUGUUCACCGUAACGCUCAAGCUUGCCUUGGACACACACCACUGGACCUGGAUCAAUCACUUUGUCAUCUGGGGGUCGCUACUUUUCUACGUUAUUUUCUCUCUUCUCUGGGGAGGCAUCAUUUGGCCCUUCCUGAACUACCAGAGGAUGUACUACGUGUUCAUGCAGAUGCUUUCCAGCGGUCCGGCCUGGCUCAGCAUCAUCCUGCUCAUCACGGUCAGCCUGCUGCCAGAUGUCAUAAAGAAAGUCCUCUGCAGGGCCUUGUGUCCCACAGCCAUCGAACGCGCACAGGAUCAUGAGAAGCUCUCGGGGGGUGACGUGGCUGAGUCGACUCCACUGUCCUCUCGCCGGUCCUGCAAAGGCGCGAGCAGUGACUCCUCCCGCCUCCACCUCGCCGCUGCAGAGGCGCUGUCGCUGCGCAGGUCUGAUCCCCUUCCCCAGAAACUACUGGUGCACUUGACAGAGGGUGGAGGGGCAGACCUGCGCCCUCUCAGCCCUUACAUGCUCCGUCUAUCAGGGGCGGGAUUCGCCUACUAUGCUCCAGGGCCGGAGACCUCCGUGUGAACCUGGAUCUGAAAUUAUGUGUGCGUGGAUCUCACGGGCUGAAACGUAAAGUACAUCACAGGAUGUGCGACCAAGAUCUGCAUCUCAAAGGUCGAAGAUUUAUCGAGCAAAACACAAACAUGUUCACACACAUCAACCUCCAUGCUGAGUUCACCAUGUGCAUUUUCUGGGCUACCUGAGUGAACAACCCUUUAUAUAUCACCGCCCUGACGCCUCAUUUUCAUACUUGGGUAACUUCUUUUUUCAUUCAGUGUCGUCUUUGUCUAAUCAAAAUUCCUACCCAAACUCUUACUUGAAAAAGUCUAAGAACAGAAGGGGAACUUGUGCGACUGAAACUGUCCUGUUUCAACAUGUCAACAGGCCUUUUUAUACUCCUCGUUCUCAUUUUCAGUUCUUGCCUGUUCCUCCACUUUUGUGUCCUUUUUGCUUCUUUGUGAAUGUUUGUUUGAAAAACAUGUAUGUACAGUACAUGGUCUGGCCAAGUUAGGGGCAGCUGUCAAGCUCAGUCCUCUAGGUGUGCGUGCGUGUGCAUGUGCGCGAGUGUAUGCAUGAUAUUUGCCUGUUACCGUAUGUUUGUAUGUGACACACCUUUGCCUUACAGGUAGCCACACAGCAGCAGGCUAGGAGCCAAAGGAGAAAGGUGUUAAAAAAAACAAACAAAAAAGGAAGUGGUGUAUUACAAAGCCUUACCCACACACACCCAUCAGCUGAGGAAGAGAAACUGGGGAACUCUGAAGAGGGAUGUGCAGUAUUCUCGCCGCCCUGCCUUAAUUCAUACAUUUUUAGUGGAUUAUAUUUAUAGUUUUUGUUAUUGGACAGGGGAUUCAGAGGGCAUACAUGUCUGGUACAGUGUGUCUGUUAUUCCUUUUCUUUUUCUCUCACGAUUGUGUCCACUUUCUUAUCUGCCAAUGUAGCAUGUCCGAUCUCCUUGCUGCAUGCUGAUCUGCUCUUCUUCUUCUUCUCUUCGUCUUCGUCUUCUUCUUCGUCUUCAUUCAUCAUUCAUAAUGAACCAUAUCUCUACAUUGUUUCUCCCAAAAAUGAGCACACUGUACCCUCUCCUGCCCUCAUGUGGCCGUUAAGGGUAACAACUGCAGCCCAAAAUUUCAUUUAUGGAUGUCUAUUCCUCUCUGUUGCAUUGUGCUUGCGUGUUUGCUGCCAUGCGUUGUGUUAUGCAAAAGUUACUGUAAGAAUGCUAAUGUCAUGUUGUCACCUUUUUAUAAGGGUUUUUAUCUCUGUGUUGCAUUUAUCCAUGGCUUUUUUUUCCUGUAUUCUAAAAUUAUUGAUGGCAGUCACUGUUCAUGUAUGGAUGUAACUUAAAAAAAACCCUGUUUGAUAUAUUAUUGUAGUGAGAAGGGGUGUUAUAUUAGACUGUUGUGAGUAGGAGGGAGACUUGAAUCGGCGAUGUCACAAUCAAAUCACUAGAAUGUCGAACUGAUUUAUCCAUCAUGUCCUCCAGCUGAAGAUUGUAGCUCAUUAUGGAUGAACCCCUUUUCUGCAUUUCUAACAUCCUCUUUGUCCAAAGCAUAUCUGUCGUGUUGCACAGCAAGUGACGGACUCGGGAAGUCUUGAAUGUCAGAUUCCGAAACAUUUUUGUAUGUUUAUACAGUUUAUUUUCAUACACAUCACCAUCUGCCAACAUGUAUAGAUUUAAAAACCAAUUGUUCAGUAUUUUUUUACUGGGGCACAGAUGAUUUAUCAGUUUGUUUGGAGGUCUGGAUUUAUCUCAGUUUUCAUUUAAAGCCCACAAGCUUCCACAAGUGUUUGAACUUGGGGGGGGCUCAACGUCCUGACCUCAGUAGAUUAUUAGAAGGGCCUUGGUGCUUGUUAUGCACUGUCCCACCUCACUGUGCUGUUGCCAUACUGUUUCAGACAUUUUCUCUACAUGUCACACAUACCAAUCCUACCACGAUAUUGCCAUAAGGUCUAUAUUAGUAUAAUAAUUUACCCAGAAUUAUUUGGAGUCGUUAUUUAAACACAGUUUAUUGGAGUCCUCCAUGGCUCAGUUUUUCUCUACUCUUGUCAUUUUUGUUUUGUCCAUUGUGAAUAUUUCUUUUGCUACUUUUGUAUCCCAGAGAGAAGAUUAUAUUUUAACUCUGUUAGAAUGUGUGUUCAAGUUUGUAACCAAAAUUAGAGCAACAUAUACGUUAUAUGAUUCAAUAGAGAUUUACUUGUAGGUCUACACACUGCACUUUGUUCUACAACAGAUCAGUUUUCUCCCUAAAAAACUGGGACUGGGGUUUCUAAGUGUUCACUCUUCCUCACAAGUUAUUUUUCUAAGAAGAAUGUAGUGGGUGAGAAAGAAAAAAGUGACCAAAUAACUUGACUAGGAACGGACUGUCUGUAGCCUCUGUCUCAAAUGGGUUUUAUCGCACCAGCCUUUUACUGCUGAUCAGAAUGUCAAACUGCUUUUUCUAAGUCCAUCAGCAGGACAGCAGGUGCUCAUCUCGUCACUCCUGAGCUUGGCAUAUGUCUGAAAUGUCGACUUCUGUGCUCUGAGCAGCACGCCUCAUAUCAUACCUUCAGUACAGCACUGUUUGUAUUACUAAACAGGUUUUGAGAAUUUACUUUUGUUUUGGAUAAAGAUUUUAAAAGUUCACCUGUUCACUUUUUGCCAGCCUGUCUGUAGCAAACGAAGGCAAAGCACUGUAUUGUCAUUAUGCUUGUAAUAAAGAAAGAUUGAAAACA
Eleginops maclovinus (Patagonian blennie) is the source of this 6677-nucleotide messenger RNA. Its product is annotated as phospholipid-transporting ATPase IH-like. Gene Ontology annotation, molecular function: ATP hydrolysis activity; ATP binding; ATPase-coupled intramembrane lipid carrier activity. Gene Ontology annotation, cellular component: plasma membrane; recycling endosome; endoplasmic reticulum. Gene Ontology annotation, biological process: phospholipid translocation. The transcript has 30 exons. NCBI's taxonomy places the organism in Eukaryota, Metazoa, Chordata, Actinopteri, Perciformes, Eleginopidae. The coding region runs from base 381 to 3992 and encodes 1203 amino acids. The record is from RefSeq and is a predicted model, not a curated record.